Molecule: messenger RNA, 972 nt
Organism: Mytilinidion resinicola
Lineage: Eukaryota; Fungi; Ascomycota; Dothideomycetes; Mytilinidiales; Mytilinidiaceae
Product: putative short chain dehydrogenase/ reductase
Exons: 2
Coding region: 1-972 (323 amino acids)
Cellular component (GO): cytoplasm
Molecular function (GO): oxidoreductase activity, acting on the CH-OH group of donors, NAD or NADP as acceptor
Source: RefSeq, a predicted model, not a curated record
AUGGCGACGUCGAAGCAAGUUUUCCUCGAGAGUACCGCUGCCAAUACGCACCCGUUCUCCGUAGAGGGGAAGACAGCAAUCGUGACAGGUGCUGGAUCUGGCAUCUGCCUCUCUUUCGCUGCCCUCCUCCUCUCAAAGAAUUGCAACGUCGUCUUCGGCGACCUCUCCCUCCGCCCCGAAGCUCAGAAAGUAGUCGACACAUACUCCUCCAAGACAGCUGGCAAACCCCGCGCGGUGUUUCAGAAAACAGACGUAACAGAUUGGGCGCAACUCUCCCGCCUGUUCGACGUCGCCGAUGCCGAAUUCGGCGGCCUGGAUAUCCUCUGCCCCGGAGCAGGAGUCUACGACCCCUACUUCAGCAACUUCUGGCACCCGCCCGGCUCGCCAGAGUCGAAAGACCCAGUGGCUGGCAACAGCUACGCCAGCCUGGACAUCAACCUGACGCACCCAAUCCGCUCAACGCAGCUGGCUAUAUCACAUUUCCUGGAUUCGAGCAAGGGCGCGAAGGUCUCCCUCACGAACCCCAAGCGCGUGGUCAUUAUCAGCAGCAUCGCGGGCCAAUGCGCGAACCUCUGCACGCCGCUCUACGUCGCAGCUAAACACGGCAUGAACGGCUUCAUCCGCUCGCUGGGGCCGCUCGACGCGACAAUCGGCGUGAGGGUCAACGGCGUUGCGCCGGGGUUGAUCAAGACGCCGCUGUGGACGGAGCACCCGGAGAAGAACAAGUUUGUGGAUCAGGGGAAGGAUCAGUGGGCGACGCCAGAGGAGGUGGCCGAGGCGAUGCUGAAGUGUAUGGAGGAUCCGGAGAUGGGUGGGGGAACGGUGUUGGAGGUGGGGAAGGAUCAGACGAGGAAGGUGGCCAUGUUGAAUGACCCGGGGCCCAGGGGGGAUGGGAAUAGGGUUAGUAAGAUGCAGGUGGGUUUGGAUGAGGUGUUUGAGUGGCUGGGGCAGGAUGGGUGGGGGAAGGCUUAG